CUCUUCGGCAUACUGCUGACCCUAGCCGAGGCUGUCGCCUUCGUGGUAUCGGGGAUGUACGGCCCCUUGUCUGUCCUCGGGGCGGGGAACGCCAUCCUCAUCGUGUGCCAGCUGUUCCUCAUGGGGGUGAUGCUGAUUCUCAUGGACCAGGUCCUCCAGAAAGGGUGGGGGAUAGGCUCGGGGGUGUCGCUCUUCAUGUGCGCCAAUAUCUGCUCGACCGUCUGGUGGAAGACGUUCAGCUGGGUGUCGGUGACCACGGCGAGGGGGGUGGAGAAGGAGGGUGCCUUCUUCGCCAUCUUCCACCUCCUCCUCACGAGGCCCGACAAGGUGUUGUUUGGUCCGCCGCGGGAUGAGGAGCUGACCGGGCUGCCGAACCUUGUGAACCUGGCGGCCACUGCGGCUGUGGCGAUGACGGUUAUUUACUUCCAGAAGUGGCGGAUAGAACUACCGGUGGGUGUGACAAUACACUUGGUGGUCAAGUCCCAGAAGUACAGGGGCCAGGAAGGGAGGUUCCCUAUUAAGCUGUUCUACACGUCCAACAUGCCGCUCAUCCUGCAGUCUGCGCUGGUGGCGAACCUCUACAUGAUUAGCCAGUUGGUCAACGACCGCUCCUCCAGCAGCAUAUUGGCACGUGUUGCGGUUGUACUCUUACUUGCUUUGCUGUUUUCGCAUGGUAAAGGUUUGCGUAAUUGGCCCCCACGAUUAUCGGGCAUGCGGGGAUGGUUUUGA
Messenger RNA from Ectocarpus sp. CCAP 1310/34, 729 nucleotides. Lineage: Eukaryota; Phaeophyceae; Ectocarpales; Ectocarpaceae. The record is from the annotation of a GenBank genome assembly.